GAUUUUUUUUUUCUGUACCUAAUUUUUUUCAGCUCAUCGGAAAAAUGGAAAAUUUGGCAAAACAAUUAGAAGAUGAUUUAGAAAGUUUUAUUGCGCAAAAAAUUUUAGAAUCUAAAAACAGUCCAAGAAGUUUUAACUUUGAUAACAAGUCAGUGGACGAGAUUGCUGAGGAAAUGAAACAACACCCAGCUUUUAUGACAGAAUUUGAUGAGAGUAAACCUAUGUCACCUGCAAUGGAAGCUUUGCAAGUUCUCAAAUAUGAAUCCCAAUCUUGUGACGCCAGUGUGGUUGAGCAAGAGAUGGUGAACUCGAAGACAAAUGAGGUCAUUUUAAAACAAGCAUAUUAUAGCAGCACAGCCCCGGUUACCACAAAUGUUAGUGAGAUUAUCAUGUUAAUGGAGAAGUACAUUUUCGGUCGAGGAACCAGUACGAUAGGCGGAAAUUUAAAGGAGAGCUCUGACAUACGCAGAACCGAUCAGAACAGAUCAUCCCUGUAUUUAAACCUUCGUGCCACAAAUACCGUCCCAUCCACACCACACGACGUACAUCCACAUAACGCCACGAGUUACAAAGAUGAUGGCAAUAAAAAUUUUGAACGUAAAAAGUAUAGAUGGGCUAUAGACAACUACACAGCUGGUCUUAACUGUCAUCCAACGGACAGCAAGCUGAUCACUGUCUUGUACACCAACAGGGCUGCUGCUAACUUUCACAUUGGCAACUAUAGAUCUUCUUUAAAUGACUGUAUGUCUGCACUAAAAAUUACCAACGAUCACAAAAAAGCUUGGAUCAGAGCUGUUGACUGUUUGAUGAAGUUAGAAAAGUACAAAGAGGUUGUGGAUUGGUCAGGCAAGGCACUCAUGAAAGAGUUAGAAAGAAACAAAAGAAAACAAAAUAAAGUUGAUGCUCAGCUGAAAAGCAAACAAUUGAAAAUUAUAAGAACCCUCCAGCGAAAAGGUAUUAUUUUAUACAAAGAAUCAAGGAAAGAUAAAUCGAUUCUUGUAGAAACAAAGAAUGAUGAUGACUGGCUGGAUGUAAUUAAACAGUCACACAAUGGAUCAUGCAUCGAAAUGGUAGAAAAGGAUGAAAAUAGCACGUGUGCGGGCAUAUCGCAUGAAGUUGAACUUCUUUUCCCUGUUAUGUUUCUCUACCCCGAAUAUAACCAGUCUGAUUUCAUCAUGUCUUUCCAUGAACACUCCAAGUUUGAAGAGCACCUGGAAGCCAUGUUUGGACCAUGUUGCGACCCACCAAGUUGGGAUGAACAAAAGUUAUAUCUUCCUAGCAAGCUACAAGUAUAUUUCGAAGAAAGGGACCUUAAUGAUGAAUCCAGUGUCAAAUUACACGCCGUGCCACACGAUUGGUCACUUUUAAAUGUGCUGCAGUGUGGGAACCGCCAUCCUAAUUUUGUCGACACUGCCACAGAUCUUGCCCACCCCGUCAAAGUUUGUCUAGAUCCGCCACCAAAUAAAACCGAUGCCAAUAUUGAUACAUCUGUGUUUACCGAAGCAUCGGCAUCGGCCUACAUGGAUAUAUUUUGUAAACAAGGUUGUUUAAACGGCACAUCGGUAAUUUACCGGUAUACAAUAACAAUAAUCGGUAAAUUAACGGUACAUCGGAAUCUUUGGUGUUUCGGUUUUGUAAAUAAUCCAGUACCGAUAUCGAGCAUCAAUGUCGGUACAGGUACGGACCAUCGACCUCCACAAAACCCGAUUUUUAACACUUUUGAGAAGUUGAAAUGUGGUGAUAUUCAACAAGUGACACAAGGACUUCACGAAUAUUAUUCGUUAUUGAUCGCGAUCUCUUUUCCCUGCAAUCUUUCCAGUAGUUGUUAG
Messenger RNA from Helobdella robusta, 1829 nucleotides. RefSeq lists its product as hypothetical. The record is from RefSeq and is a predicted model, not a curated record. The transcript is spliced from 17 exons. Gene Ontology annotation, molecular function: Hsp90 protein binding. NCBI's taxonomy places the organism in Eukaryota, Metazoa, Annelida, Clitellata, Rhynchobdellida, Glossiphoniidae. The coding region runs from base 45 to 1829 and encodes 594 amino acids.